CCCGUUCCCUUCCCGGCCCGCCAUGCCUCGCCCCCCGCUCCUCCUCCGCCGCCGCUCCCCGCCACCGGCUCCGUUCCCGGUGUCCUGGAUCCUCCUGCUCGGACUGCUGGGGGGCAGCGGGGCCCGGGCCGCUCGAGUUAACAAGCACAAGCCAUGGAUUGAAACAACUUACCAUGGUAUAGUCACGGAGAAUGACAGCUCAGUCCUCUUGGACCCGCCCUUGAUAGCUCUGGACAAAGACGCCCCUCUGCGAUUUGCAGAGAGUUUUGAGGUGACAGUCACCAAAGAAGGUGAGAUCUGUGGAUUUAAGAUCCAUGGCCAGGAUGUCCCCUUUGAUGCGGUGGUAGUGGAUAAGUCCACUGGGGAGGGGAUCAUUCGCUCCAAAGAGAAGCUGGACUGUGAACUGCAGAAGGACUACUCGUUCAGCAUCCAGGCGUACGACUGUGGAAAGGGACCAGAUGGAAACGGUGUGAAAAAAUCUCACAAAGCCGCAGUUCAUAUUCAGGUGAACGACGUGAAUGAGUAUGCCCCCGUUUUUAAGGAGAAGUCCUACAAAGCCACAGUCAUUGAGGGGAAGAAAUAUGACAAUAUUCUGAAAGUGGAAGCGGUGGAUGCUGACUGUUCCCCUCAGUUCAGUCAGAUCUGCAGCUAUGAAAUCGUGACUCCAGAUGUGCCCUUCACCAUUGACAAAGACGGGUAUAUCAAAAACACAGAGAAGCUGAACUAUGGGAAAGGGCAUCAGUACAAGCUGACAGUCACGGCAUUUGAUUGCGGGAAAAAGAGAGCCACAGAAGACGUGUUGGUGAAGAUUAGCAUUAAGCCCACCUGCAGACCGGGCUGGGAAGGGUGGAGCAAGAGAAUUGAAUAUGAACCUGGCACGGGCUCUCUGGCGCUCUUCCCCAGUAUCCAUUUAGAGACCUGUGAUGAGCCAGUCACGUCGAUCCAAGCCACGGUGGAACUGGAGACCAGCCACAUCGGAAAAGGCUGCGACCGAGACACUUACUCGGAGAAGUCCCUGCACAGGCUCUGCGGAGCAUCGCCUGGUACUGCCGAACUACUUCCUCCCCCAAGUAACACUUUGAAUUGGACCAUUGGCCUCCCAACCGAUAAUGGCCAUGACAGUGACCAAGUCUUCGAGUUUAAUGGCACUCAAGCUGUGAAGGUCCCAGAUGGCGUCGUCACAGUCAAUAUGAAAGAGCCUUUCAUGAUUUCAGUGUGGAUGAGGCACGGGCCAGGGGCCAAGGAAAAGGAGACUAUCCUCUGCAAUUCCGACAAGACAGAUAUGAACCGCCACCAUUAUUCUCUCUAUAUACACAACUGCCACCUCGUCUUCCUCUUACGUCAAGAUCCCUCAGAGGAAAAGAACUAUAAACCUGCCGAAUUUCACUGGAAACUGAACCAGGUGUGUGAUAAAGAGUGGCACCACUAUGUUCUCAACGUGGAGUUUCCAAGUGUGACCCUGUUUGUGGAUGGGGUUUCCUACGAUCCCUUCCCGGUGACCGAGGACUACCCACUUCACCCGUCCAAGAUAGAAACUCAGCUGGUGGUUGGAGCCUGUUGGCAAGAAUAUACAGGAAGUGAAAAUGACAAUGAGACUGAGACUGUGACUGUGACCUAUGCAGGUGGGGAGCUGCGCAUGGCCCAGUUCUUCCGAGGCAACCUAGCAGGCUUAAUGGUCCGCUCUGGGAAGCUGGAGAACAAGAACGUGAUCGACUGUCUCUACACCUGCAAAGAGGGGCUGGACCUGCAACCUGCUGAUGGCAUUGGCAAAGGCUUGAAGAUCCAAGCAAACCCCGGCCAGUCAGUGUUGACCUUGGAGGGAGAUGACGUCGACCGGUUCGACAAGGCCAUGCAGCACAUUUCCUACCUGAACUCCCGUCAGUUCCCCACGCCCGGCAUCCGAAAGCUCAAAAUCACCAGCACGAUCAAAUGUUUGAACGAGGAGGACUGCAUCUCCGCCCCUCUGGUGGACGGCUACAUCAUGGUCCUGCAGCCGGAAGAGCCCAAGAUCAGCCUGAGCGGCAUCAACCACUUCGCCCGGGCGGCUUCUGAGUUCGAGAGCCCUGAGGGGGUUUCCCUCUUCCCCGAGCUGCGGAUCAUCAGCACCAUCACUCGCGAGGUGGAGCCGGAGGGGGACGGGGAUGAGGAUCCAACAGUUCAAGAGUCGCUGGUGUCGGAGGAGAUCAUGCAUAACCUGGACACCUGUGAGGUGACGGUGCUGGGUGAGGAGCUGAAUCCGGAACAGGAGAGCCUGGAGGUCGACAUGACUCGCUUGCAGCAGAAGGGCAUUGAGACGAGCAGCUCCAACCUGGGCAUGAUCAUCACAGGUGUGGACACCAUGGCCAGCUACGAGGAGGUGCUGCACUUGAUCCGCUACCGAAACUGGCACACCAUGUCCCUCUUCGACAGGAAGUUCAAGCUGGUCUGUUCUGAACUCAACGGCCGCUAUGUCAGCAAUGAGUUUAAAGUGGAGGUGAACGUGAUCCACACGGCCAACUCGGGGGAACACGCCAGUCACAUUGCCGCCCAACCGCAGUUCGUCCAUCCCGUGCAUCACUCAUUCGUCGACCUCUCCGGGCACAACCUAGCAAACCCACAUCCGUUUUCAGUUGUCCCAAGUACAGCAACGGUGGUGAUUGUGGUGUGUGUCAGCUUCUUGGUUUUCAUGAUUAUCCUGGGUGUGUUCCGGAUCCGGGCUGCGCACCAGAGGACCCUGCGUGACCAGGACGCCGGGAAAGAGAACGAGAUGGACUGGGACGACUCAGCCCUGACCAUUACCGUGAAUCCCAUGGAGACCUACGAGGACCAGCACAGCAGUGAAGAGGAAGAGGAAGAGGAGGAGGAAGAGAGCGAGGAUGGAGAAGAAGACGACGACAUCACCAGCGCAGAGUCAGAGAGCAGCGAGGAGGAGGAAGCCGGGCAAGAGGAGGAUCAGCAAAAUGUUAACAGACAGCAACAGCUGGAAUGGGACGACUCCACCCUGAGCUAUUGAUCCCAGCUGUUCCCUUUGUCCUUUCGUUUCUGCUCUGGAAGCUCCACCGCCGCCGAUGACCUCCAUCCUCUUUGCUGCUCCCUCCAUUGUCCCUCCACGGGGGUAAGAAGCCAUUAUGGCCAGUAGUUGGACAGACACCCCCAAGCAUUUGUGUCCCAUUGGCUAGUCCCCAGUGCUUGAUCCGUAGCUAUUCCCUCCCCCCUCCUCGCGCUUCCUUGGACUGGAUUUUUUUUUGUUUUUUUAAUCAUGUGAGGAACCACCUUGCACUUUUAUCUUCACGUCAUCUCAGCUCAGUGACUGUGGCUCCACAGACCUGCCCACGUGUGUCUGGAAACGACGUUGACUUUGCUUCUCUCAUUCCUUCCCCAAAGCUGCAGCGGUCUGACUUGUUGACAAAGGGUAAAAGGUUGCUCAUUUCAGUCUGGUGAACAUUUUUUUUUUCUUUUUAAGAAUUUUUUUUUUUUUCCCAAAGCUAGUGCAUGUGGAAAGUGGCAGGAUGGGGGUUAAUAUGUAGAGGAUUAACAGACUUUUUAAUAUUUUGUAAAUAAAUUGGGAUUAUGUAAUUAUAUCCACUGUGGGAGUGCAACAGGGAGUGGGUUUUACAGUUGCCUAAGGCCAGGGGCUGGGGCACGGCUGACUUUGGCGCAGGUUUUCAGCAGGAAGAGCCCCCGCAGCUGCCCGGGGGGCUGGGUUCCCUUGGGCUGGGUCCCCGAGGGGCAGAGGUGGGUCUGUUCCUUCCCCUUGCCCAGCCCCGCCGGAUCUGGUCCGAGCCGGGGCGGCCCAGGGAGAGUCGGGAACGGGAAAUCCAGGCUGGGCCUGGCCCCGUUGACCUACCGGGGCCUGGGCGGGCCAAUCCCGGCCCAAGAGGUCGCGGGAGAUGGGGGCUGCCCUGCUGUGUCCCCAACUGCCCGGACAGAUGGUGGAUAGCUUCCUCGGUCUAGAAGCAGUUCCUCGCCACCCACCCCGUCCCCCUCCUUGUUUCCAGUGGGUGGGCGCAGCUGGGAUCGUGGCCAGUUAGAUGCUCCUGCCAAGGGCCGGCUGGAUUGCUCCCGUUGCAGGGACCUGAACUCUGGGAGUAGUAAGCUUUUAGCUUCCACGCCGUAACGUAGCGCUUUCCUCCUGGGGCACAGUUCGAGCCGCCCGCUGUGGCGGUAGCCGUGGGGAACGAAAAGCGCGUGAUGACCCCCCGGGGGGUGAGUGCUGGGUUUUUCGUCAGGCAGGUCUCCGCCUCCCUGGACACUGUCGACCACUGGAACCGAGGUGGAAGGGAGGGGAACGGGUGUGAUGGGCAGUACGCCACCGACUCUCUCGACUCCUCGAGCCCGGGACUGCUUUCCGGCAGCCAAGUUUGAGGAUGGGGAUGGGAUGGGGUGGGAGGGGAGGGGAGUUGGUGGCCCAAGGGGUCCCGGCCACCGAGUCGAGAGAGAGUCAUCCAUCCAAUCUUCUCGUUCAUUUAAGUGUAAAAUUUUCAAUUUCUAAAACGGGGGCAAAUGGUUUUGACUACUUUUUCUGUGAUAAACAUAACUGCUAGUUUUAAGUCAUUUGGGGAACUUUUAACUUAUGUCUGACAGGUGUCCUGUGUUAAUGUUGAUGUGUAGAUCGAUCCUUCCCUAAGCUGUCACUGUAGCUACUGUAUUUAGACUAAAACCGAAGAAGACUAAACGCUAACACUACUGGAAGGUGAGCUUUCCGAUGCUGUCUGUAGCCACUGUGGGGAUAAAUCUACCGCUGUGUUUCUGGUGAUAGGUCAGUCUGGCAAGUCUAUAAGCUACAAUAAAGUUCUGGUUCUAAGUCG
Messenger RNA from Tachyglossus aculeatus (Australian echidna), 4787 nucleotides. RefSeq names its product calsyntenin 1 (gene CLSTN1). Gene Ontology annotation, biological process: positive regulation of synaptic transmission; homophilic cell-cell adhesion; positive regulation of synapse assembly. Gene Ontology annotation, molecular function: kinesin binding; amyloid-beta binding; X11-like protein binding. The transcript is spliced from 19 exons. Gene Ontology annotation, cellular component: cell surface; postsynaptic membrane. The coding region runs from base 23 to 2992 and encodes 989 amino acids. Lineage: Eukaryota; Metazoa; Chordata; Mammalia; Monotremata; Tachyglossidae. The record is from RefSeq and is a predicted model, not a curated record.